GGGCUGGAGAGAAACUCGAGCAUCGACCACUUUCUUUUUUUCAACAACUUCUCCCCCGCGCCUUGGUCUGCCGAGAUAAUCCUUCUGCGUCCAUCCUUCCGUGCAGGACGGUGUGCAUCGACUACAGAUCCGUCGCCCUAUGAGCGUGAUCGGGACACAAAGCGUCUAUCAGGUUCUGUGAAAGCGGACACGGCGGAACGUUCCGGGUCCCAUCCGCGCAGAGCGCCACCUCCAGGAAGUGCACGAGAGCCCCGGAGGUGCGUAGGACCGAGGCCAGAUGAAGCCCGACGGGGUUGCCACGGCCGCCAUGGAGCCCAUGGAUACGGGGGCGGAGCCUGUAACCGAGGGCCCGCCCGCGGGGGAGGAGCCGGCGCAGGCCCCGCCCCCGGAGCAGCCGGGGGAGGCGGGGCCGAGCCCUGAGGAGACCACGGCGCCCCCGGUGGCCAAGCCGGGGAGCGGCGGUAAGGCCGCGGAGGCCAAGGCCAAGGCCAAGGGCCCCGCCAAAGCCAAGCCGGGGGCCGUCGGCUCCAAAACCGCCGCGGGGACGACCGGGCCCGGGGCCCGACCCGGGGCCGGCCAGAACCGGCCCGCCAACGGCGUUCAGAAGUCCCUGACCAACGGGGUGGGGAAGAAGACGGGCGUGGCCGCCCCCGAGAAGAAGGCCAGUCCCGCGGCGGCCGAGCGCAAGAGGACCACGCCCGCCGCCGCGGGGGCGCCGCCCAAACGGCCCGUCGGCACGGCGACCACGCCCUCCAAGAUGGCCGACAGGAAGCCGGCCGGGGCAGCCAGGCCCGCCUCCUCGCCCGCGGCGGCCAACGGGGCGAAGACGGCCGCCGCGGCGUCACCGGCGGCCAAGAAGGCGUCUGCGGGACCGAGCGGGGACGCCAAGACAAAGCCCAAAACCGCGGGUCCCAGACCACCCUCCACCGCAGCCUCCAAACCUGCCACCACUGCUGCGGCCAAACCCGAUAGGCCGCCCAUUUCCAAGACAACCAGGCCAGCCACUGCUCCAGCGACUCGCCCCACGUCCACGUCGACCGCGACAAAGACCGCAUCCUCAGCCAAACCGGCCCCCUCCAGACCGGGGGCCACAGCGCCCUCUGCUGGCCGAACCACUGCAGCGCAGCCACCUAAAUCCACCACUCCUGCGAAGAAAGAUGUCAGCAAACCAACCACCCCGGCGGCCAAGAAGCCGCUGGCCACCCCGGCUCGGCCCUCUCCCGUCCGCGCGUCCAAACCGGACACUCCCAAAGCCGCCACGCCCGCCAAGCCGGACUCCGCCCUGAAGAAGCCCGCUCCUGGCGGGAAGGCGGCCGACGCCAAGCCCGCCCGGAAGCCGGAGGUGAAGGCCGCCGCAGCGAGUCCCCGGCCGACCGCGGCCAAGCCCGGCUCCACGCCGAAGGCCUCCACCCCGAGCUCCAAGAAGGCGGUGGGCAGCAGCACCCCCAUGCCCGUGAAGCGCGGCCCCAAGGCCGCACAGCUGGGCGCGGCCAAGGAGAAGGAGAAGGAGAAGGAGGCGGCGACCCCGGAGGGGCUUUUGGGCAUCCUGGCGGGAGCCGGAGCGGCCAUCAGCGCCGUGGCCGUCGCCAUGGUAGCGGCCGAACCGCCCACGGAGUCCGGCGUGAGUCCGGCGGGCCAGGAGGCCCCGCCCCCGCUCGCCGACGUCCCCGCGGCAACGCCCGUCGACCUCCUGGGCGACGUCGGCGAGGUGCCCUCCGCCCCGCCGCUGGUGGACGACCUCCCCCCGGUGGAUCCUUUCGCCAUUUCCGCGCCCGUCCUGGGCACCACGGUCCUGUCCCCGCCGUCCUCCCCGCCCGGGCCCACGCUCCUGCCCCCGCUCAGCCCCGCGGCCCUGCUGGACCAUCACGCCCCAGAGCUCCCGCCCUCCCCCAGCGCGGCUCCCCAACUCCCGUCCGAGAGCACGCUGAGAUCGCCGUGGGACGAUGAGGACCGCGGCGCCAGCCCUCCAGCAGGGGGUGACCGUGAGCCCCUGUCCCCGCGGGUCGAGGCCCUGCCGGCCGCGCCCGCGGACCUCACCCGCGCCGCCCUCCGCUCCCUGAGCCAGGAGCGCGAGGAGGCCGUGGAGAAGGCGGAGGAGGAGAUCAACGAGGACGAAGACGACGACGACGAAGACGACGAGGAAGAGGAGCGCGUGUCCGUGUCGGAGAUGAGCGGGACGCAGCCCACGGACGAGUCGCGGGCGGGCUCCGCGGGGCUGGGCGGCGGGGCCUGGCGGGCGGGCGCCCUGCUCUCGGAGCUCGACUCGGAGGACGUGAGCGGCAGCCAGCAGGGGGCGUCGGAGCUGAGCGCGCCCGGCCUGCUGGAGGGCACCGAGAGCACGGACGACCUGGGCGACACCAGCCUGAAGGGCGGGGAGGGCGACGGCGCCUCCGCCAGCUCCCCCGACAUCGAGACCGUGCCCGACAUCCCCGCCAACGAGGACGAGGAGGACGAGGAGGAGGAGGAGGAGGAGGGGGACCGCGUGUACGACAUGGACGUGGGCUCGGAGCGGGCCGAGGACCCGCGCCGGGGCCAGCGGGCGCGCCAGGAGGCGGAAGAGGAGGAGGAGGAGGAGGAGGAGGAGGAGGACGAAGACGUGGAGAUGGCGAGCGAGGGCGUGACGGAGAGCGGGCUGGAGAGCUACGGCAACGCCGACGAGGACGACUUCGCCGACGAGGACCGGCUGGACAACCUGAACCGCGCCGCCGCGGGGCCCCCCGUCCCGCCCGCCGGCCCCUGGGCGCAGAGCGGCCGCUCCUUCGCCGACCCCUGGGCCCCGGCCCCGCAGCUCAGCCCCGCCCGGCCCGACCCCUGGGCCGUGAACCCCGCCAUCCCCACGCCGCCGUCCCAGGCCUGGCUGGACCUGGGCGCCCCGCCGCUCCUCCUGCCGCCCCGCGCCGACGACCCGCAGCCCCCCGCCGGCCCGUCCCCGCCGCCCCUGCCCCCCCCGGCCGUGGGCCUGUCCCAGUCCAGCACGCUGAGCGGGCGGGAGCUGGCGGCGCGCAGCAGCAGCGAGACCAGCACGCCCGAGGAGCUGCGCGGCUACGACAGCAGCUCCGGGGUGGAGUCGCGCUCCGAGGGCAAGCAGGACACGCCGCUGCCCCGGGCCCAGCCGCCCGCCGAGGCCGCCGCCGAGCAGGACCUGGGCAUCCACCUGGAGCGGGGCGAGGAAGAGGAGGAGGAGGAGGAGGCCGAGGCCGAGACGCUCCCCGCCGACGAGGUCCUGGGCGGCCCGCCCACCGCGCCCGCCUCCUCCACGCCCUCGCCGUCCGACUCGGGCGACGAGGCGGGCAGCGACACCGAGGGGGAGAUGCAGAUCAACGAGUCGGACGCCCGCGGGCGCGGGGGCGUGCCGGGGCGGGGCCUGUCGGCGCUGGAGGAGACGGGGGAGGCGCCGGGCGGGGAGGCCGGCGACGAGGACGACGGCGGCACCCCGCAGUCGGGGAACUCGGCGGCGUCCUACGUCUUCGACAUCACGUCCACGUCCAACGCCCACUCCGCGGCGGAGAGCUGCGGCCGCAGCCCCGGCAUCUUCUCCCUGGAGAACGAGGACCAGCUGCCCGAGGAGGCCAAGGACCCCUCCCUCAUCAAGGAGCUCACGCUGCCCGCCGCCGCCCCCGUCCACCUGCUGCCGCUCGACGCCGAGCCCGGGGACGCCUACGCCCCGCCGGGCGAGGCCACGGAGCCCCGGGACCCCGCCGAAACCCAGCACCCGCCCCGCGACGCCCCGGACGCCCAGCCGCCCUACUACUCCGCCAUUUGCGAUAAGACUGAGAACUUUCUGGAAGGUAACGUAUAGUCCGCUCCACGACUCUCCUGCCCCGCCCCGAAAACCCCGAAACCCGCCGAAACCCUGCCCUGUGUUUGGUUCCUCUGUUCUCCGGGUGGUGGCUUGGGGAUUGGUUGGUGGGUCGGGGCGGGGCGGGGCGGGGUGCGGUCCAUGUUAGAAAGUAGGCAGGGUGAAUGUAGAAGGAGGGGAAGAUGAGAGAAAUGGGGUGGGAAAAAAAAAAGAAAAAAAAAAAACUAAACUCUAGGUGUAUCGUUGCCGCCCCCCUUUGUGAUAACACUAUGACAUCAUCAUGAUUAUAAGCAUAUGACUUAAACUCCUGUAUGUACCAUAGCUACUACCAUUUACCGUUUAGAGUUGUUUUUUUUUUUUAUUAUUUAGAUUUUAACACUGCUUAUUCACUGGUCCCGAAACUGGCAUGGAUUGACUGGUCUCUUAAAUAAAAUAAAAAAAGGAAGAAAAAAAAGAAAAGGAAAAAAAAAAAAGGUCUCUUGUGGCAAAGCUCAAAAAAAAGAAAAAAAAAAAAAAUGGAAUGGACUCUUACCUGUGUAUUUAUCCUACUGUUUUUACCGAACAAAUGUUAAUGGAUUUUUUUGUAUGUUUUAUUUUUGUCUCGUCAUUGACUUGUUCAGACCCCCGUUGUCCUGCCGAGUCUCCCCCCCCCCCCCCCCCCCUUCCAGAAUCUCUCCCUCCCUCAGAUAUAGGGUUAGACCCCCCCCCCUCUUUUUAAUUUCUGCCACCAGUUUAGCUUUAAAUAAAGAGUAGAUAUCUAACAUGCUGUUUUCUGUUCCCAGACGCAUAUUUAUUGCGGAGGGCUUGGGAGGGAGUUGCAUUGCAAGUCUUGGGUUUUCAAAGUAAAUCAGAGCUUCUGUGGAGAGUUUGCACAAUUCCCUGUCUCAGCUUUUAACAGUAUGCAUUGUUCAUAAUAAUAACAGUAGUAUGAAUGGUCAUCACUUAACAAAAAAAAAAAAAGUGUUUUUGUUUUUUUUUUUCUCCAAAAUUACAUUAAACAUCAUUUCAAGGUGUCU
Messenger RNA from Conger conger (European conger), 4815 nucleotides. RefSeq names its product nascent polypeptide-associated complex subunit alpha, muscle-specific form-like. Lineage: Eukaryota; Metazoa; Chordata; Actinopteri; Anguilliformes; Congridae. The transcript is spliced from 5 exons. The coding region runs from base 278 to 3799 and encodes 1173 amino acids. The record is from RefSeq and is a predicted model, not a curated record.